Sorex araneus (European shrew) is the source of this 2037-nucleotide messenger RNA. It is a transcript of the gene MRPL28, whose product is annotated as mitochondrial ribosomal protein L28. The transcript has 5 exons. Bases 52 to 822 code for a protein of 256 amino acids. NCBI's taxonomy places the organism in Eukaryota, Metazoa, Chordata, Mammalia, Eulipotyphla, Soricidae. The record is from RefSeq and is a predicted model, not a curated record. Gene Ontology annotation, molecular function: structural constituent of ribosome. Gene Ontology annotation, cellular component: mitochondrial large ribosomal subunit.
ACUUCCGGUUCCGGCGGGCGGUGCUCGGGGCCGCGGCUUCCCGGAGCCACGAUGCCGCUGCACAAGUUCCCGGUGCACCUGUGGCCGCUGUUGCGGCUGCGCGAGGGCCUCGGCUCCCGCCUGCCCGCCCACUAUCUGCGCUCGCUGCAGGACGAGCCGGCGCCCGCGCCCGUCCACUACCGGCCUCACGGGGCCCGGUUCAAAGUCAACCCCCGGAACGGGCAGCGCGAGCGCGUGGAGGACGUGCCCAUUCCCCUGUACCGGCCCCGCGAGGCCCAGCUGGGGCUGUGGGGCGGCGAGGGCUGGAUUCUGGGCCAGCGGUACGUCAACGACGACAAGCUGUCCAAACGAGUAAAGAAGGUGUGGAAGCCACAGCUGUUCCAGCGGGAGCUCUACAGCGAGAUUCUGGACCGGACCUUCACUGUCACGGUGACCUCGCGCACCCUGGACCUCAUCGACGAGGCCUUUGGGUUUGACUUUUACAUUCUCAAGACCCCCAAGCAGGACCUGUGCUCCAAGUUCGGGAUGGACCUGAAGCGAGGUAUGCUGCUGCGGCUCGCCCGCCGGGACCCCCAGCUGCACCCUGAGGAUCCCGCCAGGAGGGCUGCCAUCUAUGACAAGUACAAGGACUUCACCAUCCCCGAGGCAGAGGCUGAGUGGGUAGGGCUGACGCUGGUGGAGGCUCUGGAGAAGCAGCGGCUUCUGGAGGAGAGGGCUCCUGUCCCGCUGUUCAAGGUCUACGCAGAGGAGCUGAUCCGGCGGCUUCAGCAGCAGGCACUGUUGGAGCCAGCGCUGGUGACGAAGAGGCCCAGCAGAAAGUGACAUGAGAGGCUGUCCCACCCCAGACAGCCAUGGGGAGCCGUUCUCGUGCCUGCUCCAGCAUGGCAGUGCUUGAUGGAGACUCCCCACACCCCUCUCUCAGGCAGGGAGUACAGCCAGAGCUGUCCUGGCGCUGUGCGCUGCUGUUCCAGCACCAGUCACAGGACCUGGACAUGGCAGAGACGGUGGUCCAGGCAGCUGGGCACUGGGGCCAGGGUCACUCUGGUGUUUUCAAGAGAGUCUGUCCUAGUGGUCGGUUUCCUGUAGUGAGGCUAGAUGGUGCUUGCCCUUCCAGUUUAGCAUCCUUCCUGUUCUAGAACAUUCUCCCAAGCAAAGCAACUGGCCAACGUCUGAGAGUGGUUCUACUGUCUGCCUACAUGCUCUCCAAGGCCCAGACACUGGCAGCGGUGCUGGACAUGGACAGUCUGGGGCUGGGGAGCCUCUGCCUGUAAUGGAGUCUGGCUGCAGGUGUAAGGCUGGCCAGUCCCCCCACAGCCCUCUCUGCUCCAAGUUGGGGCUCCAGAUGACCCUUCCCCAGAAUCCCAAACACUGAGAUCUCUUCUGACCUCUCUGGGGACAGGGAACGCUUCUUUGGACUGUUUUUGUGACAGAUCAGGUGGGGCCCUGGAAGCAACAGCACUUGGUUUUGAGGAUGAGGGCUGGAGGGAGUUCCUUUGAGCCAGAUCCCUGGGGUAGUGUCAAUGUCUCCUCACAGCUGGGGGACACGGAGCAGUUUCCAGCUCCAGCCAGGGGUACCUGCUUUUCAUGUUUUGUCACGUGAAAUUGACCCAUUAGGAGUUUUACCAAAAGGAAAUGAUGCUCGUUCUUGCCAGCCCAGGUCUGAUGGUGGCCAGCGGUGCCCAGACUGUUCACACUCAGCCCCCUCAGUACUGACUUGGUUAAACAGAAGGCACCAUUCCACUCUGCCCACUGCCUUCACUGGGGGGUGAUCCACGACCACCUCAGUUCCUUCAUCAGCUCCUUCCCUCUUCCUCAACUACUCUUUCAGCCAUAUUUAAAGCUGUAGGUUAGGAAAUAGCAGAGAGGGCUCUAGCCUUGCAGCCAAUCCAGCUUCGUUCCCCAGCACCACAUAACGUCCUCCCUGCCCCACCAGGAGUGAUCCCCAAGCAGAGCUAGACCCUCUGCGCUGCCAGGUGUGGCCUAAAAAAGCCUUAAAAAUAAAAUAAAGCUUCUUGGUGGAAGGAACUUCCACUCUGA